CCUGAACUUCCCUCAUACCACGUUCGCAGCAAGCUCUAUAUCUCACACUUCCUCUCAACAUGGAAUUCUCGACUGUUUGAAUUUGGUGCUGUCCUGUUUAUCUCUACCAUAUUUCCAGGCACCUUAUUCCCUGCCUCCAUCUAUGCCUUGACUCGUUCUGCCUCUGUCGUCAUCUUCUCAACCUUUAUUGGACAUCUGGUUGAUCGCUCAGAACGCAUGCAUCUGAUCCGUCUGUCAAUCAUCGGACAAAGGAUGGCAACCGCAGCAUCCUGCAUCUUGCUGUGGCUCUUACAACACUCUGGUUAUACUUCUCUUUGCUCAUGGUCUGCAAAAGCUGCAUUGAUAUUUCUCUCUUUCCUUGCCUGUGUGGAGAAGCUCUCUUCUGUUGUCAACACCAUAUCUGUUGAACGGGAUUGGGUCGUUUUAAAUUCUCAGAUGCGUCGAAUUGACCUUUUCUGCAAACUCGUUGGACCCCUGAGCAUUGCGUUGAUCGCUGGCUUUUCCACCAGCGUAGCCAUCCUCGUCACCUUUGGUAUGACAGCUGUAUCUGUCUUUGCCGAGUACUACGCCAUUGCAAAAGUGUACUACCAAGUAGAAGAUCUGCAGCUGCGCCUUGCACCUUCUCAAGACUUGCAGCUGGCUGACAGCCCAGCCGCCUCUCCGGACGUCAGCCGUCAUGCUCGUCAAACGUUCCGAAGCUGCAUAUCAUAUAUCCAGCAUCCGGCUUUCCUCCCGUCCUUCUCGCUAUCCCUGCUUUAUCUCACCGUCUUGACCUUCGGCGGCCAGAUGGUCACGUACCUCCUCUCGGCCGGCUUCAGUUCUAUAUCCAUUGGUCUUCUCCGUACUCUAUCCACCCUCUUCGAACUCUCUUCAACAUGGCUCGCACCCAAGGCCAUGCAUAAGAUUGGUGCCAUCAGAUGUGGAAUAUGGUUUCUCAACUGGCAAAUCGUUUGGGUUGUCAUUGCGGCCACCAUGCUUUGGAUCGAGGUGCCUCAAAAAUAUGCUGUCUUUGGUUUGCUUGCUAGUACCAUUGCGAGCCGAGUUGGAUUGUGGGGCUUUGAUCUGUCUGCACAGGUCAUCGUCCAAGAGAGUAUAUUCGAGCUGUUGUCCUUCGCAUCUACCGCUAUCUUCGCUCGGCCCGACCAAUUCAAAAUCCCUGCUGCGAUCNNAGGUGCUGCCGCAGUCGUUCUCGCUGGGUUGAUGUAUGCUUUCUUUGUCCGUCAGCGACGAGGCCAUCUGUUCCAUGCUUCGAAGUGCAUGCAGCGAAAAAGUCGUCCAGCAUGGCAGCCUCUUGCUCAAGACGAAGAAGUCGAGUUGAGU
Aureobasidium musti is the source of this 1320-nucleotide messenger RNA. NCBI's taxonomy places the organism in Eukaryota, Fungi, Ascomycota, Dothideomycetes, Dothideales, Saccotheciaceae. The record is from the annotation of a GenBank genome assembly.